Oenanthe melanoleuca is the source of this 6600-nucleotide messenger RNA. It is a transcript of the gene NSMF, whose product is annotated as NMDA receptor synaptonuclear signaling and neuronal migration factor. The coding region runs from base 123 to 1646 and encodes 507 amino acids. Gene Ontology annotation, cellular component: nucleus; cytoplasm. The record is from RefSeq and is a predicted model, not a curated record. NCBI's taxonomy places the organism in Eukaryota, Metazoa, Chordata, Aves, Passeriformes, Muscicapidae. The transcript is spliced from 14 exons. Gene Ontology annotation, biological process: regulation of neuronal synaptic plasticity; positive regulation of neuron migration.
GCAGCGCGGGCCGGGGCCGCGGGCCGGGGGCCGGCAUGGCGGGGCGCUGAGGCGGCGCGGCGGCGAGGGGCGGCGGCGCGCCCCGGCACGGGCACGGGCAUGGGCAGCCGCGGGGCCCGGCGAUGAGCGCUCCCCCGGCCGCGACCCCCCGCGCGAAUAUGGGCACAGCCGUGUCCAAAAGGAAGACGCUCAGGAACGAGGCCAUGUCGUCCGUGGCGGCCAAAGUGAGAGCGGCGAGGGCUUUUGGAGAAUACCUUUCACAAAACCAUCCUGAAGGCAGAAACGGCUCAGAUCACCUGCUAGCAGACUCCUACAUCGGGCAGGAGGACUCCCCUGAGAUGCAGCAGGUGGCCCAGAACAAGCGCAGGCUCUCGGUCAUCUCGGACGGCAAAUUCGAGAGGAGCUUCGCCGAGGAGCAGGCGGAGAAGAUGCCGAGCGAGGGCCCCAAGCCUCGGGUGUACACCAUCUCUGGGGAGAGGCCCAUGCUGUCAGAGCAGGAGAGUGACAGCAUGGAGCUGGUGGUGAUGAAGGGGGCUGCCCACGAGGAGUGCCACCACGGGCAGCACGCGCACGGCGCGCACGGCGCGCGGCACUGCAAGGCCUGGCCCGGCGGCCGCCAGGGCUCCAAGGAGUGCCCCAGCUGCAGCAGGCUGGCUGCCCCUUCCCAGCAGUCCAUUGAGCUGGAGCAGCACCCCCCUGCAGAGGCUGGGUGGCACAGGAAAAGGCUGGAGAGGAUGUACAGCGUGGAUCGAGUGUCUGAUGAUGUCCCCAUACGAACCUGGUUCCCAAAGGAGAACCUCUUCAGUUUUCACACUGCUACUACAACUAUGCAAGCGAAUUUUCGGAAGCACCUCCGCAUGGUGGGGAGCCGAAGGGUUAAAGCACAAACAUUUGCCGAACGGCGUGAGAGGAGCUUCAGCAGGUCCUGGAGUGACCCGACUCCCAUCAAAGCUGAUCCCUUCCAUGACUCUCGAGAAAGCCAUGACCUUCAGGAUUCCUGUGGGACUCUGGAUGGUGACUUUGACUUGAACUGGGAAGCAGAAAAGGAACUUGAAGCCAUGGCAUGUGACGGAGAAGACUUUAUUCCACCAAAAAUAAUGCUCAUUUCUUCCAAGGUGCCCAAAGCAGAGUAUGUCCCCACAAUUAUCCGCAGGGACGACCCCUCCAUCAUCCCCAUCCUCUAUGACCAUGAACACGCCACCUUUGAUGACAUCCUGGAGGAAAUAGAGAAGAAACUUAACAUUUAUCGGAAAGGCUGCAAAAUCUGGAAGAUGCUGAUAUUUUGCCAGGGAGGCCCUGGGCACUUAUACUUGUUAAAGAACAAAGUCGCCACUUUCGCCAAAGUGGAGAAGGAGGAAGAUCUGAUCCUCUUCUGGAAGAGGUUGAGCCGGCUGAUGAGUAAAGUCAAUCCUGAACCAAAUAUCAUCCACAUCAUGGGCUGCUAUGUUCUUGGAAACCCCAAUGGGGAGAAGCUAUUUCAGAAUCUGAAAAACUUAAUGAAUCCUUAUAGGGUUGCCUUUGAGUCUCCACUUGAACUAUCAGCUCAAGGUAAGCAAAUGAUUGAAACUUACUUUGACUUCCGCCUUUACCGCCUCUGGAAGACGCGCCAGCACUCCAAGCUCCUGGAUUACGAUGACAUUUUAUGAGCUGGAGAAGACUUUGCAAGAGGAAGCUCAUCACCAGUGUCCAAGAAGUCAUGCUUUAUUGCAGAGAGACUUUUUUAUUGGCACAGGGAGCCCUUCACAGCCCUACAGGAGGCAGCAGUGCUAAAGGGAGGGAAGGAGGAGCCUCGGGAGGAGAAGUGUCCUGGGCCAGGAGAGACUGGAGGGGAGGGGGUGACAGUGACAGUGACACCGCGCUGGCCUCGCUCCGAGCCGGGGGCCUCAGGAGGAGCUGUGUGAAACCAGGACAGGAUGGAGUUCCUGGCAGAACUGAGCUGCUUUGGGUCAGAAUGGGCCAGAUUUGAUUCCAGGUCCUUUUAAAGACUUUUGAAGCUCAGGUUUUCUUACAAAAAAUACACAAACCCAGUUAACCCAUGCACUACAGUGAAGAAGUCACCAGAGCACAGAGGGAGCAGGGGGUUGUCCUGGUGGGACUUUCUGUGCUGGGAGUCCUGGAGAGCAAGGACUGCUACACCUACUCCUGCAAGCUUAGAGCAAGAUCAUCCCUUUUCCAUGUGAAUAUAUACUGGGAUAUAGAACUGAAAUCUUCUUUUUUUGUUUGUUUUGUUUAAUAGAAAAUAAGUGCAAUUUUUAUAGCGAGGGAGGGGUAAAAUCCCUCCUGAUAUUUAAUUAGUUAAAAAUAACACACCAUAACCAAUAGAUGAGGUAUUUUUGGUCUGCUUGAAAAUAUAUUCAGAAUGGUAAUAUAUCUUCUGUAGACAUAUUUAAUCACCAGCAAACAUGGUUUUAACAUAAGUUAGCAGACCCUGCAUGUCUGCUGCAUUGGUUUGGUUCCUUUCAGAGUAGCUGUGCUGCACUACCUGUACGUGCUCUCACGAAUGUAUAGUUCUCCUCCAGUUAGCCACAAGUUCAUUACUUUCUAUUUUGCUGCUUGCAAAACUAUGGAACUUUAGUUUUGCUGAAAUACUUUAGGUUAGAAACACGGGACCUGGCUGGGGAGCCUCCGCCAGGCUCGCUUUGGUAUAAAAAUUAAUUAGAAAUUAAUAGCCAUGGUAAUUAAUUGUUGAUGCCAGUGUCUUGCUGUGUGUUGGGAGAGGAGCUCUCUGCCUGUGUGGAGACCCCUCUGAGGGGGCCAAGCACUGAGGCAUUUGGGAGAAAUGCUUCUGGAGUGGCACAGCACAGGCUUGGAGCAUGAGUUUGGCUCUUCUCUGUUCACUUGGUUGCCAGUUGUUUGUGCAUAACCCACCCCUUCUCCCCUGACCUGGUUCUUGGUCUGAGCUGCUCAGCCCCUUCCUGUGUAGGACAGAGAAAACCCUGAGCUCUGUCAGAGCAGCCUGAGAGCCCAGGUCUGUACUUGGUAUUUAAUGGUAUCUUUUGGAAUCUAUUUAUUUUUGUUUGGUUUGGUAAGGGGGUGCUUUUUCAAUUUUGGGGAUGGGGCUUAUUUCACAUUCUGCUGUCCUUUCAGAGGACAGAUAGUACUUAGAGUCUGUGUAGGUCACUGGCAAUUCUGGGAGGUUACACAAGUUAUUUCUUUUACAAGCAAAGGAAGUAACAGGGAAGAAUUACCUUAUUUUCCUGGUAUCUCAAUUUUGUUGAUUGUGAAGUGAAGGCAAAUACAUGUACAAAUCUUCUUUUAACUACUUACAAAGAGAACUUGGUGUUCUGAUCUGUAGAGUCCUCCUUCCCCUGUGCCAUACCUGUGGUUGUGAUUUUGGGGAGCAGGCCCCUGGCUAGAACUGCUGAACCCUUUACAUUUAGAGCAGUUUUAUAGCAAAACUUUUGAAGAAAUAAUGUACAUACAGCAAGGAGAGGAAUAGGUGGAGAGAGAUAAAGUCACUGAAAGCCACACAGACAGGUGUGGGCUGUUGCCUCCCCCAGGCUGGGAGCUUUGGUAGCCACAUCUCAUCCCUGGACUCAGUCAGGUUUGCCAGACUUACAGUGAAGGGGAGAGCAGGCACCAGUCUGUAGCUUUUGGAAAAAAAUGUCAGAAAUAAAAGAAAAAGAGCCCCAGAUUUAUGCCAAUUACUGUUUAGCAUUGGAGCUUCCACCAGCUCUGCAGUGAGAAGUGGGAGCCAGAGGUGCAGUGAAAGCACAAAGUCAUGUUAUCUGGAGAAGGAAAUGAUUGUGGGAGGAUUGAAAUGCUGACACAAAACUCUCCCCCUUUCUUUCACCUCCUAACUGGAGACAGGCAAGCUGUUCUUCCUUUCUCAAAUCCCAAUUCAGUGAACUUGGUAGCAUGAAUGUAGCAUUGUGGAACUAUUGAAAAUCUUAUUUAACCCCCAAAGGGCCCAUUUAUGUAUCCACUUGAGUGAUUUCUCUGUAGAACUGUUGUAUAUCCUCACUGACCACUUGUAGUACUUGGGGUGCAAAGUAGAAGGUAGAUUUUACAGUAAUUUCUGUCUUGGAAUGGACUAUGGACUGUUCUCCUGGUGCAGUUUAUGGGAUAUGACAACUGAUGAAUGCAUUUCCCUCCAAAGAUCUAUAUUCCUCAUAGCUUGUGGUGUUUAUAACAUGAACAUAUUUUUUCCUUUGUAGCAUUCAUUUGCCUAUAGAGAUGAAAUUCUCUCAGAGCUGUGACUGGAAUAGAGUUGUGAUGUUUGAUGUCCUGUGUGUGGCAGUGUGCUUGGAGUUAACCACUGGUGACAGGAAAACACUUUUAUUCCCCCUUUUUCCUGCUGGGGUUUUUCAGGUGGCUGCUGGAGAAGGAGGGGGUCAGCAGAGGCAAAUAAAAACUGUCAUUAUUAAAAGUUCAGAAGUGAAAAUAGAGCCUGGAACUUCCUCAGUCAGAGCAGGCUGUAAAGGAUGAGCCCAGCCUGGUCCCAGCCAGGACAGCCCCAUGCCCUGUGCCCCUGCAGCAUCCCUGGAGCUUCUGGGGCUCCCUCAGUCCCUGCCCAGGGCAGCUGGGCACACAGACAAUCCUCAUCCCCCUCCUGCCUGUUCCUGCAGCUCUCAGCACCUGCUCUGGGGUGUGUCUGAGCCAGUUCUGUCCUGUGCAGUUCGUGUGCUGGGCUGGGUGAGCAGGGAGCAGCUCCAUCCCCUCUGCCCUGUUCCACCCAGGAGCUGCUGCUGCUGCUGCCCUGGGCUCUGCAGCUGCUUUAGAGGGCAGGACUGGGACACCUGAGGAGGAGCAGGUUAAACCCAGAUGCUGAACUGUGUGCCAGCCCUGGCUGUUCACCAGGCACAGGUGGGGGUUUGUUGGAGGUGGUGGUGGAUGUGACCGCCAGCCUUUGCCUGGGUAAAUGUGUUAUCACACCUGUUAAACGUGAGAAAUGUGUUUUGGCCUGGGCUGGCAGUGUCACCUCCAGGAAGGCCUGACUGUCCCAGCCCUGCUCCUCAGCCUGGCUCACAGCUGGGAGUGGCCCUGGGCAUGUUCACUCAGCUGGAGAGGCCUGGGGGGUCACAGGCUCUGUGGGUGUUUCACUUUCUGAGAGGCUUUUCUCUUUUCCUCUUGUUUGACUGGGAAGGAAAAGGAAGAAGAAAAUUCAAGUUAUCCAUGUGGUGUAGAGACAGAAACAGAUAAAGCUUUUUGCACUUCUGCUCAUGCUGCAGCCACCAGCUUCCCUCUGCAGCACUCCAGGCCUGGGGUGGGAAACACGAAUUCCCAGAUAAUCCCUUCCUGUGUUAAAAAAACAAAAGCAGAAAAAUCCUUUCCAGCCAGAUCAUCCUUCCUGUGUGAGACUCUGGAGCCACCAGAGCCAGUGGAGUGGCUCAGCUCUGUGCAGGGAACUCCAGGAAGGAAUUUAUUCUUCAUUCCUCAGCCUGGAGCUCAGCACAGGGUUCCUGCUCCCAGGGGUGUGUCCAUGUGCUGCCCUGUCCUCACCCAGGCCUGUCCCAGCUCUGGGGGUUGCUCUUGCAGAAGUGGGAGGCUGGAUGUGUCCGGCUGCACUCCUGGCACGGAUCCACCCACAGACAGCUCCUGCCUUCUGCCCUGUGCCUGUUCCUGUUCCCAGGCUCUGCUGGCAGGGCUGCUCUGCACCCUCAGCAGCACAAGUGGGGUUGGCUGAAGGAAUGGAAAAUGCUGGUUAUAAGCAGCCAGCCUGGAUCUGGGAAUGGGAGCAUCUCCUUAAUCCCAGCCUGUUCUUAAUCCCACUGGAGGUGGAGUGGCAGGGCUCACUCUGCUCCCUUGGUCUGAGUGUGAACAUUCAGCUCCUCACAAGCCAGCUGGAGUCACACUUGGUUAUUAUUAAUGUCUUAGUCCAAGAUAAGUUAUGUUACUGAUGAGUGAGAAAAUCCUUCCAGGGCCCUUUCAAUUGGCACCUGCUCUCAGAACCCUCCAGCAGAGAUGUGCUGGGCUGUGUCCUCCUUCUUGGGGAACUGGGCCCCACUGCCCAUUACCUGUGCCCAGGUAAAGCUCAGCUCAGGUUGAGCUGAGCUGCUCUGUGCUCUGGGUUUUGCUGUGCCAGUCCCUGGAGCUGGGGACAGCCCUUCCCGAGGAUCCCAGUGUCCUCCCAAGGGCUAUUGAGUGGUGAUACAUUUUCCAUGUCAUCUGUAAAGACUCUGUGAUCCUGUAUUUUGUACCACUGACCACAGCCUCUCCCUGGCUUUCUGCAUCUUCCAUGGAAGUGUUUUUUAAUUCUCAUUCUGGAAACACAAGCCAAAGUCAACUGGAAACUGUUACUGGCAAGUCAGCCUGUUACUGAUCUCCUCUGUGGGAGCUGAGGGAGUAAAUGGGUGGUUUAAUGGCCAUGGCCCUGAUUGGGAUCAUUGUUAUUCCCAGGUGAUCCUGCUGUGUCAUUGGCACAGUUAAUAGUAGAUAACCUCUUGCUGGGGCAGUGCAUGAUCUAUCAGAGCACCAGGAACCAGCAGCAGCUUUGGUUCAGAAAUAACUUCAGCCCAAUUUACUGCCAGUGUGAGAAAUGUAAAGACUGAAAGGAAUAAACAUUAUGGACAUUAAAUGUAAAGAAUCUGUCUGAAGAGAAACUACAUUGCUUUUUUUCCAUAAAUGUUUAGUAAAUAUUAAAGAACUAAUGCAACCUAA